AUGGCGGAUGAAACUCUUCUGAAGCUGCUCUUUGAGACACCUUCUGGUUUCGCAAUCUUCGGCAUUGAUGGGGGUUUUCUCUUCGAAGAAAAACCGCUUGAGAUCAUCUGGACUAAAUUUGCCAACAAAACCACGGUAGACCUGGUGGCCUGUCAAUGUGAAUUCCAGAAGUUCGAGAACAAGUCAGAUGCCAUUAAUCCUAGUUCUGGUAUAGAUGGACGCCUUGCUACAAUGAUUAAGAACUGGUGGUUUGGAGAGAAACUUCUUGUUGGAAAGCUUGAGCAUAAAUACAUUAUUGAAAAAGAACUGAAUAUUGUCUGCCGCUAUGAUGAAGUUGCCUUGGAAGUGAUGUGGGGCAUGAAAAACCUGUUACAUAUCGUAGUUCCUGAAGAGGAAUUAGAGCUGAGUGAUGAGGACAGCAAGCAUAGGAGCAAAGGAUUACAAAUAUUCCUGCAAAAUCUUAACUUCGACAUCAAACCUGAUCUAGUUAAUGGACAAAUUACAGAAACAGCAUGCUACGUGUAUCACUGUCUAGAACAUAAUAAGGAGAUUCUUCGGUGCAUGCGUGUGACUGGUGUUCUUGAGAAAGAAGGCAUCGACACUCAGGGCUGGGAUGCGUUGAAGUAUGUGACAGCUUUUAUGCUCAUGUGUACAAAUGAAGAUCCAUCUGAGCCUAAUCAGGGGUUUUCAGCAGAGGAUCUUGCGAAGAUAAUCGGUGGUAAAGGGAAAUAUGAUAAGGGACUUCUCAAGGACAAUUUUAUGUCGAUUUACAGAAAAGCGGUCGAUGUCCACCAAACGAAAGUUGCGAAGUUACAAGAGUUGGAUGCUUUGGUUAAGGAGGCUAAAGAAAGGGCAAGAGAAGCUCCGCAGUUGCAAGACGUGGUGGUGUCUGUCACGGAGAAGAGCAAGAUAGAGCCUUGA
Triticum turgidum subsp. durum (durum wheat) is the source of this 921-nucleotide messenger RNA. The record is from the annotation of a GenBank genome assembly. NCBI's taxonomy places the organism in Eukaryota, Viridiplantae, Streptophyta, Magnoliopsida, Poales, Poaceae.